Electrophorus electricus (electric eel) is the source of this 2310-nucleotide messenger RNA. RefSeq names its product solute carrier family 10 member 7 (gene slc10a7). Gene Ontology annotation, cellular component: plasma membrane. Lineage: Eukaryota; Metazoa; Chordata; Actinopteri; Gymnotiformes; Gymnotidae. The record is from RefSeq and is a predicted model, not a curated record.
AGGACGGGAUGUCGUUUUGUGUAACUUUGCAUGCUGCAACUGGUGCCUGCACCUGUGUUCCUCGGCGUACUGUGCAUCCACGUUCGCAGAGCCGGCUGUGCAUGUGUGUCGCGCAUGGAUCGUAGGUGUUUGAGUGACCGAAGUGACUUGUUAUUUGACUUAACAUCGACUAGUUUGCCCUGGUCUGGGUAAUGACACGUCGCACUCCCCGGGCCGGAGUGGUGUGGCUAGUAUGGCGAGUUGGCUGCUUGUGUGUGAUGAACAGCAACCGUGCAGUCUUAGCCAAAGUCGCUCUUAUUAAGGAUCCUGAGAAAUGUCUACUUAUCUGCUGUUUGUUGUAUGUCUUACGCAGUUUCAUUAAGUACACAAACAGAAGGAAAGGCUUAUACGAAGGAAAAGAUUAAACACAGGACUAUGAACUGGUGUUUAAGCAUAAUACGUAGCUUACCUCUACUAACGCACUAACUCCAACAAAGUUAGCUAACUGAAUUGUGCGACAUCAAAUUAUGGGAUUUUGCGCGCAUGUGCGACACACGUACGUUACGUUCCCUUCGGUGUGUCUGUUGAAGCUGUUGAAGUGACGCCUCUUUCAGGUUACCUGGACAGGGCGCUCAAAACUCGCUGAGCGUUAAAGAACCGAGAGCUUCCCUCAACUAGAGUCCUCUUCGGCCCGAGAUCACCAUCACCUAUGUAGCUGUGUCGGCCAUCUUCUUUAACAGCGGCCUGUCGUUAAAGACUGAGGAGUUGGCGAGUGCGUUGAUGCACGUGAAGCUACAUCUGUUCGUUCAGACAUUCACACUGGUCUUCUUCCCUGUGGCCAUCUGGGCGCUUCUAAAAGUCCUGGCGCUCACUGCGAUUAAUGAAUGGCUUCUCAAAGGGUUGCUGACAGUAGGCUGUAUGCCUCCUCCUGUCUCCUCUGCUGUCAUCCUCACUAAAGCUGUAGGAGGAAAUGAGGCAGCCGCCAUUUUCAACUCUGCAUUUGGGAGCUUUCUGGGGAUUGUGGUUACUCCCCUGCUGCUGCUGGUGUUCCUCGGCUCCUCCUCCUCAGUGCCAUUUUCCUCCAUUUUCUCUCAGCUCUUCAUGACUGUGGUCAUCCCUCUCAUUAUUGGGCAGGUGUGCAGGAUGUUCCUGCGGGACUGGCUGGAGCGCAGGAAGCCUCCGUUUGGCGCUGUGAGCAGCCUGGUCCUGUUGAUGAUUAUCUACACCACAUUCUGUGACACCUUUUCCAACCCCAGCAUCGAACUGGACCAUCUCAGCCUGCUACUCAUCAUCUUUAUCAUUUUCUCCAUUCAGCUCACUUUCAUGUUACUGACGUUUCUUUUAUCUACCAGGAAGUCUUCCGGUUUCACAGCAUCAGAUUCUGUGGCAAUUAUGUUUUGUUCUACGCACAAAUCCCUUACACUGGGUAUCCCCAUGCUGAAGAUUGUUUUUGAGGGCUAUGAGCACCUGUCUCUGAUCUCCGUGCCUCUGCUCAUAUACCACCCAGCUCAGAUCCUUCUAGGCAGCGUGCUGGUACCCACCAUCAGAGCGUGGAUGACGACCGGCCAGAAGGUGCCGAAAGGGACUAACCUGCAGCCCAUCUGAGCCCCGCCGCCCGCCCCGAGGAGACAUGACCGGACUCUAGACAGACUGACCCCAGCAGGACGGCAGAGACUUGGCAGUUCCUCAUGCAGGCGCCGGGCGCUCUCCCGAUGAGGCCAAACCACAGAUCAAGUGCCUUCCUUCAGCCUGGUGGGGACUCCGGCUUGCCUGGGCUUGCCUCUCUCUAGGGAUGUUACUAAACAGAACAAUUAUUUCUAGACUGUUUGUUUUUUGUUUUGUUUUUUUAAACUGAAAUAAGAAUAUAUCUCUAUUUUUAUAUGAAGUGAUAAAUGAUUUCCACAAUAUGCCUCAAAGGUGAGCCCCUGUCAGAAGCUCCUGAUUGGCUACCAUUGCCAGGGGUUAAACCUUGCUCUCCUGAUUGGCUAUCAUUUCUUAGGGUUAGACCUUGCUCUCCUGAUUGGCUGUCGUUUCCUUGGGUUAGACCUCGCUCUGUUGUUCGGUAUGUAACUGUUCACUAGCACCAGUUGAUCCCUCUCUGAUCUGAGCAGGAUCGUUUUAGCUUCAGUACCAGUGUACCUUCCAUCAUUUAUUUCAUUCUUUUGCGCUGUGUUCGAGCCGAUGUUUCAGAUUCUCCUGGAGGACGGCUCAGUCACCGAUGUACUGCCAUUUUACACACAGACAAUGAAGCGCCAGGGACACUUUUGUAUCUCACUGUAUGAGUUUUCUUGUAUUUUGUAAUCAAAAUAAUAUAUGUAUAAAAUAUCAAAA